AUGUCUCCCACCCCUCUCCACACCCGAGACACCAACUCCUCCAUCUUCCAGAACCCAGGCGAAAAACGCGGUUUCAUCGUCGUCAUCAUCCUCUCCGUCCUCGCUACCGUCGGCAUGUUCUGCCUCAUCAUCACGCUCGUCAUCUGCAAGAACAAGCGCGACCGGAAGAAGAGAGCGGCCAAGAUGGAUGCGGAGAAGAGUUUGAAUUUUCUGCCGGGCAGGAAGGGGCGGUAUCGCAAGUUGGAGGAUGAGGAUGAGGGCGAGGUGUGGAGUGUGGAGAUGGAUGAUCGGAGGCCGACGGCUUAUCAGGGGAGGUAUAGUGAGUAUCAAGUCAUAUUCCGCUCCCUCAUCCACAUCCACUUUUGUCGCCAGAACCCGGACGACCCCGACCCGCCUGUCCUACCAGCACCGCCAUCUACAAACCCGAUAUCCUGGUUACCCAUCUCAGUCAUGCCUCCCUGUUCUCAGGAAGAUGACCGCAUCCAACGCUUAGAGGAAGAACUUGAAUGGCUGACACUCGUAUCCACCUUGACCACAGAGCGGCAAAGGGAAGACGAUGAACCCAAGGUAUCACUGGACAGGAAGUCGAUGUCGAUGAAUCCGUUGGAGCGGAAAGCGACCAGAGACAAAUCAAAAGAUAAGAACGCAGAUACAACGGCAGUAGACUCAUGGCCACGCCCCUACCUCGAAGACCCCAUCUCUCCUACCACCAAGCAAGAAAUCUUCAGCCUUCUCCCACCUACAGUCUGGGUCGUCACUUUGAACAGAGUGUCACAUGACACCCUCCGCACCCUCUGUCUCUGUACCGCAUUCUCCACCGCCAAAGCAUUGCUAUCCCACCUCGCAGAUCAAUUCUCUUCUCAUCCGUUUCUUUAUGUGCCACAGGGGCCAGACGUGCUGAUAACAUAUCUCGCGCCUGGCAGCUAUGGUAGCAGUAAGGAGUGCGAAAAUACUAUCGGUUUUGAGGCACUGAUGACUGAAACUGGGGGAGUAAUCUAUCAUGUUAAGGCUAGGAAGGGGGGAGGGAAGGCCUGGCAGGGGCACAUACCAGAUAGGAAGGUUUUCGGACUGGGGUUCACGGAGGUUACUCAGGAGAAUGUUAGACGGGUACUGAGGGUGUGA
Messenger RNA from Alternaria ethzedia, 1122 nucleotides. RefSeq lists its product as uncharacterized. The record is from RefSeq and is a predicted model, not a curated record. NCBI's taxonomy places the organism in Eukaryota, Fungi, Ascomycota, Dothideomycetes, Pleosporales, Pleosporaceae. Bases 1 to 1122 code for a protein of 373 amino acids. The transcript is spliced from 2 exons.